Molecule: messenger RNA, 2526 nt
Organism: Penicillium cinerascens
Lineage: Eukaryota; Fungi; Ascomycota; Eurotiomycetes; Eurotiales; Aspergillaceae
Product: putative C6 transcription factor
Exons: 5
Coding region: 1-2526 (841 amino acids)
Biological process (GO): regulation of DNA-templated transcription
Molecular function (GO): zinc ion binding; DNA-binding transcription factor activity, RNA polymerase II-specific
Source: RefSeq, a predicted model, not a curated record
AUGCAUCCGAGUGGAACGGUCCGCAACCCCAGACUAUGUGGGUCUUGGGCGGGUCUGACACAAUGCAGUCUUCCGGCUUACGAGAGGAAGCUCAGAAGCCUCCGAGCUGAUCUUCCCCUCCGAGCUGAUUGUUUCCUCCCCCGUUCCCCGUUCCUCGUUUCCCCUCCAAGAUCCGGGACACGGUCAGAGGAUGCUUUCUCGAUUCUCACCGUCCUGAUGGCACGCUCCACUCCCAACGAUUUGCGUAAGACGAAGAAGUUAACACUCUCGUGUUCUCGAUGUCGCGCCUGUAAAUUGAAAUGCGACCGCAAGGAACCCUGUUUGGAAUGUGUCAAACGCGACGUUGGCUACCUCUGCACCAAGGAUGAACGGCAACCGAGAGCGAAACGGACCAAGACCCAAGACAACGGCCAGACCCUCGGUCAGGUCACUCCGGCGCCAGACGAUGAACCUGAGGUCGAGGAGACCGCCCGGAUCUUGGAGCAUUUCGUGGAUGGAAAUCCUCCUCCCGCGCCAGAUCCCGCGGCCGUCGCAUCAGACUUUCCGAAUCGAUAUUGGGUCACGAUGGACCCACGGAGACACGAACAAAAGCUCGCCCUCAUUCGCGAGGUGGUCGAGGCGCUGCCGGAGUGGGAUGUCAUGAAUCUUCUCUACGAGAUUUUCGUGACGCGGUGUCAAGGCCCACUGGGCAAUGUGGUGCACACGCCCACCUUCAUGCAGCAGGCAGAACAAUUCCGCCAUUGCCUCCGUCUAGAGGCCCCCGACACCGCCAUCGCCAGUACGAUGACCAUGGACUCGCUUGCCGGGUUGCUCCUCGCGCUCUUGCUCGGAUUGGCCUUCCAUCCGACCCCGUCUCUUCUGGGUUGGACUUUGACCCCGUUGACGUGCAGCGUGGAACAACUGCGCGCUUCCGACGAGCCUGCAGCGACAUGGCGAACCCUCGCCGUGCGUUGUUUGCAUGGAGGCACCUCCCUCUUCUGUGGUUCCAUCCCGAGUUUACAGGCGGCCGUCAUGCUCUUGCUUGAUGCCAAAGACAGUUCAUUGGCGCUGGAUGCCGUGUUGGUCACCGCCAUCUCGGGCGCGCGCAAACUUGGACUGCAUCGUCUCGGUCACAUCACGUUGGAUGCGUUGCCUGUCGUGGGUGAUGAUUUUUCUGCGACGACCGAACCGCCCCAUAUUCGCACUGAGAUCGCCAUCCGCCUGUGGUGGGCCCUCGUCAUGAGAGAUUGGUCGCGUGGGCAAGCACUCGGAUACUGUACCAUUUGUCCUUCUCAGUUUAACACCCGGAUGCCGCUCCAUAUCAACGACGACGAUCUUUGUCGGACCCACGGCAAGAUUUGUGAGCGCCCACGCUCCGAGUUCACUAUGCUCUCCUAUACCGUGCAUGCGUUGGAACUGGCGAGCAUUGUGCGGGAGUCGAUCAACCUUAGGGAUGCGAGCGCCGGGGCGGCUCACCGACGCCAGCGGCUCAAUCAGCAGUACGAGGAGUAUGUGGCGGGCCUGCCAUUGUACUUCCGGCUGGGAAGCACGGUCGGACUGACGGCUAUGGGUCCCAUGGCCGCCGUUCCGGUUCAGCGAUUCCUCUUGCAUCACCAACUCUGGAGUCUUCUCCUGCGCCUUCAUCGCGCCAAUCUCUUUUCCCCCGUGGGCCGUGCGGCCUGUCAGCUUCUGGCACAGAAUAUCAUUGGCACCCAGGCCCAGAUCCAGGCCCGCUGCGCCGUGUGUGACUCUCUCUCCACCAACGACACUCAACUGUUCAAUGCAACCGUGGUGCUGAUUCUCGGGUUGCUGUUUGAUUCCGUACCCACGGAAUCCGACCAGUCAAGUGCCCAACUCAGUCGCUUGAUGACACGCGACAAGAUCCGGGAAGCCAUCGAGUUGUUGCGGUCCAGGAGCCUCUCCGAGGAUCCUUCCCAGGACACGUUGCCUCGAGAUAUGGCGCAUGGAUCGGCGCUGCGGAGUGUCAUGGCCCUAGAGGCCCUGAUGAGACUCGAGGAACAAGACUCGGCGGACGGCGUCGAUAGUCUGCCUGGCCAUGGCACUGGAUCGGACGAAAGACGCUCCCUUCACCGCCAAGUGGUCGAGAUUUUGGAGACCUUGCGCGGACCAGCUGGUUCCAAUGAAUGGCCGGUUCCUGGGCUUUCGGCUCCUGGGGUCGGUUUGCCGUCUCUCUCCUUGUCCACCGCGGAUGACUUUUCUGAUCUGGAUGUCAUGCCAAUUCUCACGAAUAGUCUGAGUCCUAGUGUUUGGGAAUUUUUGGAUUUCCCUGCGGCACCCGACAGCGCAAAGAAGGACAAUUUUUUUUCGAUCCCGGGAGAUUUUGUCACCAACACGCUGAACCCGAGCUUGGGUGACAGCACUACGGGCAUGGGCAGAACCGAAACAUCUCCCUCCUCUCCCGAAAGUGAAUUUACUUCGGAUCCGGUCCAAACUCCCCCAAGCGCAGAUGCCUUGACGGCCGCUGCUUUCUACCGUGCUCAGAGUCACGCGUCCCUUUCCUUUAUGGUCACAACGCUCCGGCUCUGA